This is a messenger RNA of Coffea eugenioides, 1168 nucleotides long. Its product is annotated as tropinone reductase homolog At5g06060-like. Gene Ontology annotation, molecular function: oxidoreductase activity. The transcript is spliced from 5 exons. Bases 118 to 942 code for a protein of 274 amino acids. NCBI's taxonomy places the organism in Eukaryota, Viridiplantae, Streptophyta, Magnoliopsida, Gentianales, Rubiaceae. The record is from RefSeq and is a predicted model, not a curated record.
ACACAGCUUCUCCGUUCCUUUUCUAAUUUAGAAAUCUGUAUCCAAAAAGAAGUACAAGAACACUAGUCUUGACAAGCGUCCUACCUGCAGAGAGAUUAGUUAGCAGCAGAGGCAGGAAUGGCAAAGGUUGCAGAGAGCAGCAGCAGCUCAAGAUGGUCUCUUGCAGGCAAGACCGCUCUUGUAACCGGCGGCACUCGCGGAAUUGGGUUUGCCGUGGUGGAGGAACUGGCUGAAUUGGGUGCGACUAUACACACGUGUUCAAGAAAUGCAGCACAGCUGAAUGAACGCUUACAAGAAUGGGCUUCCAAAGGGCUUAAGGUUACAGGGUCAGUUUGUGAUGUAUCUUCCAGGGAACAAAGGGAGCAGCUCAUGCAAAAAGUUUCAUCUGUUUUCGACGGCAAACUUAAUAUUCUUAUAAAUAAUGUUGGGACAAACAUCAGGAAGCCAACCACUGAUUAUAUCCCUGAGGAAUAUUCUAGGAUCAUGGCUACCAACUUAGAAUCCGCAUACCAUCUGUCUCAACUUGCUCAUCCUCUGCUAAAAGCUUCUGGAGUUGGAAGCACUGUUUUUGUUUCCUCUAUUUCUGGUUUGGUGCACUCAUCUUCAGGAUCUAUUUAUGGAGCAGCUAAAGGUGCAGUGAAUCAACUUACAAGGAAUUUGGCUUGUGAGUGGGCAAAAGACAAUAUUCGAGUUAAUUGUGUUGCGCCCUGGUAUAUCAGGACACCACUUGUGGAAAAUUUGCUCAGUAAUAAAGAGUUUCUGGAUAUGGUAAUAUCUAGAACUCCUCUUCAACGCCCUGGGGAACCGAAGGAAGUCUCAUCCUUGGUAGCUUACUUCUGUCUUCCUGCUGCUUCAUACAUCACUGGGCAGGUCGUUGCUGUUGACGGAGGAAUGACCGUCUUUGGGUUCGGAUUACCAGAAAGUUCCAAUUUCUCUUUAUGAUGCAACCUAUGGAAAUUUGCUCUCUUUUUCACUUUUAUGCUUUGAUAUUCAAAUCUUCCUAAUGUUCUUUCUUUCGUGUUGUGCUCUAAUUUGCUAAACAAAACAAAAAACGGCAGUAUUGUACCUCAAGUUGGAUGAGGGAAAAACUCUAGUUGCUUCACAAACUUAUCUUCUUGAUUCGAGAACUUCUGUGGCUUAUGGUGACGUUACGCCUUUAUCUUUGUUA